AUGUCUUCAAAUCAAAAUUCUCUAAGGCGUCGAAGACAACAAAACCAAAACAGCGCCUCGAUUUACGCUAGUAAUGGUGAUUCAAAUAAUACCACCAGCACCGCUUCCAAUAACAACAACAACUUUCCCCGAAGCAUUAAAAUCCGAUACUCUGGUGAUCCUAAUAAUAACAAUAACAUUAAUCAUUUAAAUUCGACAUCAAUUUCUUCUGAUAGAAACAUUGGUCUUGGUAAUACCAAUAAUUUAAAUUUAAAUUCACAAGCAUAUGAUUCCACGUUUAUUUCAACUGAUGGAAUAGCAUUCUCGUCAAAUUUUAUACAAUCUGACCCUAAUGAACCUUUAUAUUGUACCUGUCGGCAAGUUAGUUUUGGCGAAAUGAUUGCAUGUGAUGGUGAAAAUUGCCCAAUUGAAUGGUAUCAUUUGGAAUGUGUCAAUCUUAAAGCAGUACCAGAAGGAAGAUGGUAUUGUGAUCAAUGUAUUGGUACUCAGAAAAAACGAAAAAGAGGCCGACCUGUUGGAUCGUGA
Molecule: messenger RNA, 525 nt
Organism: Entrophospora sp. SA101
Lineage: Eukaryota; Fungi; Glomeromycota; Glomeromycetes; Entrophosporales; Entrophosporaceae
Source: the annotation of a GenBank genome assembly